This is a messenger RNA of Fusarium sp. VM40, 480 nucleotides long. The record is from the annotation of a GenBank genome assembly. NCBI's taxonomy places the organism in Eukaryota, Fungi, Ascomycota, Sordariomycetes, Hypocreales, Nectriaceae.
AUGUUCGACAACUAUGCUGCCGACAUAGAGAUUGACGGGAAAACUGUUGAACUCGCACUCUGGGAUACUGCGGGCAAUGAAAACUGUGACCGCUUGAGGCCGCUCUCGUACCCAGACACAGAUGUAAUCAUGAUAUGCUUUAACAUUGACUCACUCGACUCGCUCGACAACGUGAUAGAGAAGACACAGUGGAUUCACGAAGUUAAGCAUUUCAUGCCUAACGUGCCCCGUCUCUUUGUUGGCCUUAAAAAGGACCUGCGUGACGACCCAGAGACUGUUGCAGAUCUCAAUAAAAUCAGUCAACGGCCAGGAAACAAAGUCGCGGAAUCUAUGGGAGCCUUCGGCUAUUUUGAAUGUUCUGCCAAGACGGGAGAGGGUGUAAAUGAGGUCUUUGAGGCAGUUGUCAGACAGACCUUAGUAGAGACUAAGAAGACGUCUAAAGGCCUUCGAAACUUAUUCAAGAGGCUGUCUUCUAGGUAA